Molecule: messenger RNA, 252 nt
Organism: Pollicipes pollicipes
Lineage: Eukaryota; Metazoa; Arthropoda; Thecostraca; Pollicipedomorpha; Pollicipedidae
Product: U-scoloptoxin(01)-Cw1a
Cellular component (GO): extracellular region
Molecular function (GO): chitin binding
Source: RefSeq, a predicted model, not a curated record
CCCGGCUCCACAGUCGCGCCGGUGGCGAGCAGACACAGCAGGUGACACAGGCCGACCAUGUCGAGCUACGUCGCGCUCCUGUACGUGCUGGGGUGCGUGGUGGCCGCAGCCAGCGGCGCCACCCUGGAGGAGACGCUGCCUGGCGUGCCCGGCCAGGACUACCCCAUCUACGCCGAGGUGCCCGACACUGGCUUCGCCUGCGAUGGCCGCAUCAACGGCGGGUACUACGCCGAUCCGCAGGCGCAGUGUCAG